GAUCAGUGUAGUUGAACUGUUUGUUGAGAGUUGAGACCCGAGAGAGCACCGGAGAGAGAGGGCGCCGCAAUGGAGGGUUCCGGUGCUCAACCUGUCGGCGGCGCGGCGGCGGCGGCGGCGGCGCCGAAGCGGAACAACAUGGACUACACCCUCGCGGCGCUGAAGCUCUUCGGUUGCCAGCUGGCCGGCGCCACCGAGGCCCCUCCCUCGGAGUCGGACGGCACCUCGCAGGCCCAGAUGCUCUACGGCAUCCGCUUCCAGCGCGUCUGGCUCCAGGGCGUGGUGGUGCUGGCGGACUACCGCGACGGCGCCGGGCACAUUCUUGUGGAUGACGGCUCCUGCGUCGCCGAGAUCACGCUCACACCGAAGGAGGCCGAGGGGCAGCCAUGGCGAGAAGGCAUGUAUGUGAUGGUUCUUGGGUCAUAUAGUGGAAAGGAAUCUCUUCCUCGGGCCAAUCGGCCAGUGAUUAAGGUGCAUAAGCUAGUCGAUCUUUCCGCGCAGCCCGACCGUGAAUCAAUGUGGUACAUGGAAGUAGUUGAGGCCUUCAACUUCUUUUACUUGCAGUUCUCGGCUGCUAGCCCACUGAUGAAGCGCUAGUGUCCCUGACCUCUUGUUCUCUCCAGUGCUCAGAUGCUUCGUUUGGCUGUAGGCCUGUAGGCUGUAGCCCUUCCUAACACUUGUCCAGUGCCUAUUUUUAACGGGUAGUUUUUGUUAGGGCUAAUAUGUACUCCUUCGAGCAUCUCACAUUGUGGUCGUUCAUGUCGUGGAUGGGUUUAUUUGGGAGACGUAAACUUUUAUCCCAAAGAAACUUGUCCAGAGUAAUACUAACCUUUCAUGUUGGUAAAAGAGAAUGAAUUCUCAGAUGCACUCAGAAAUCCUUUUUGUGCCAUUGAUAACAUGAAAGAAAUCUGCAAACUUUUUUA
Oryza sativa Japonica Group (Japanese rice) is the source of this 923-nucleotide messenger RNA. NCBI's taxonomy places the organism in Eukaryota, Viridiplantae, Streptophyta, Magnoliopsida, Poales, Poaceae. The record is from RefSeq and is a predicted model, not a curated record.